This is a messenger RNA of Danaus chrysippus (African queen), 867 nucleotides long. The record is from the annotation of a GenBank genome assembly. NCBI's taxonomy places the organism in Eukaryota, Metazoa, Arthropoda, Insecta, Lepidoptera, Nymphalidae.
AUGCUGCGUUUUGGAACAUUCCUCGCUCUCACUGUGGCGCUGACUGCAGCUGCUCCCAAUCCAUUCUCUAAUGUCUUGCAGCUGGACCUGUCUCCAGAAGAAGCACAGAAAUAUCUCCAGAGUCCUCCAUUCAGCGAACCAGCUCUUUCUGGACGAACUGCUGUUUUGCCUCUGAUUAAAUUCAACGACCCGAGGUUUCGUUCGGCGGAGGCCGGGCCCACGUACGGACAUUACUGGAAGAAUGGACACGAGAUUGAAAACCCAGAGGACUACGUUGAAGAGGUAUACGACGCAAAACAAUUCCACGGUCAAGAUGGCUUAGGUGCUUAUGGUUACGGCUAUGAGACUCCUGAAUCAGCGAAGGUUGAGAACAGAGUUCGUUCAGGAAAUGUUCAAGGUUCAUACACCUACAGGGACGGAAACAAUGAACUCAUUAAGGUCCGUUACUGGUCGGACGGUACAGGUUUCCACCAAGAAGACAAUAUCCCCAAGGUUGUGUUGAAGCCGGUCGAAGAAGCGGAAGACGUGAGACAGGCUCGUCUCGCUCAUGAGAAGGCUUGGCAAGAGGCCGCUGCUGCUGCUCGCAAACAACCCGACCCUCAAGGCGAGUACUACAGGCAGUAUGACUACCAGCCAAAUGUACCCGAGCCACAACUUGACUACCAACCAUCAGCGUCAGAGCCUCGCCAGUACUACGAACAGAAUGUAGCUCCAUCUACCACCUCUACUACUCCUGAACCAACGGGUCCUCCACGAGGUUUCUUCUAUAGCUUCAACUACCCAGUAUCCAUCCUUGUACCUAAGAACGAGGAACAGCUCGGAAGCAGUUACGCCAAACAGUCAGUUACAUCGUCACGUCAAAACUAA